CCGAACUUUAAGAAAGAAAGAAAUAUUUCAAUAAAUCUGAUGUUUCUAUCUUAGAUUCGUGACAAAGUGAAUUAUUUUAACUGCUGAUUGGUUGAUAUCGAUUCUGUAAUGACAUACUACACUAAUACAGAGCCAAAGAUAACUUCGAUCAUGACCCGCCAAUGACAGCUGCAGCCUAAAAUAAACUUGCUUGUUCAUGACAUGAUAAUAUCUAUAUUAUUCAAUGACAAUUCUAUGACUAAUGAUCCUUGACCAAGGCAAUUCCGAGCGUUUGUUUAUAAGUGUAAUGUCUUAAACGUCAUUUUUGUCCACUACGGGGAAAAAGUUUAUGACACGUUCUAUACAGUACGGGACUAAAUCCUGAGAUACUUUUUUAAGGUAGAUUUAUUAUCAACAAAAAGUGGCCUGUCGCUCACUGUAUGAGUCAAUUAAAGUUCAGGAGUCGCCAUUUUCCGCAGUGUUUCCGCGGAAGGUGUUAGAGCUGCAGGGCUUUUGGUUGGUUUUAAAAGUCACAAAGAAUUACGGAUAUUACGUCAAAGGAAAAGAUUAGAAUAUAAAAGUCUUUUAAUAAUUGGUGACCUUAGGUCAUAGUCACAUGCCUGUGGGAAAGAAAAAACGCGGUUAAUAAAGUUCUAUUAGAGAUGUUAAACAAGUGUCAAAAUAUUAGAUAUAAAAAACAAGGAAGAUCAACACUAUGCAGUGACUAAGGAGUAAUUCUGAAUUUCACCUUUAAUUAAUGUAUUACGUCGUAAUAUUUUCAUUGUUUAAUACACUUUUGAUACGCAAGCAUACUGUAUUUGAGCUUUUCUUUCAAUUAUGUUUACAAAAGAUCUGCCUUUAGGAUACAUCACGGAGUUGCAAAUUUCUCAACCUGUAAAUUUAUCUAUAUAAUUCUUUUAGCAGAAAUUAACAUUGUUAAUAAUUGUUGUCUAUUAUUUGCCGCGAUUCAAAUCAAAUCUACAGAGUGUCAUGAUGGAAAAAGAAGAAAAACUUAUUCAAAAAGUUUCAAAUCUUGAUAUAAGUGAAAAACCUCUCUUGGUUGACCUACCAGAAUUCAUCUGUAGCUUGAUUGCAUCUUAUUUGAAUCUGAACGAUUUUCGAAAUUAUCGUUUAACAUGUUCGUUUUUGUGCCAAUCAACAUACUCUCGCAUUGCAAUGAUCAACAUGAAUAUAAAUUUUGACUUCCUAACUGUUUCUGAAAAAGAAUUAUUUCGCUUUACGGCCUUCAUGGAAAAAAUGCAUAAUGGGAAAACAUUUAAUAAAGUAAAGAUAUAUGGUAGUUGUUAUGCACCACACUUUGAAGCCUCAGAUAAACUCUGCACUGCAUUAACUGCAGUAAAGGAUACUUUGGAAUUAGAAACAUAUUGUGACAAUCUAAAUUUUAUUGGAAAAUUUUGUCCAUCAAUUGAAAAGCUACGAUUACAUAGAAUAUGGCUUCUAGAACCGCAUAAAAUUACAGAUCAAACAUUUAGCAACUUUCCAGCCUUGAAUGAAAUAUAUCUUACGGGUAGGACUUUUCCUCUUGAAGUUCUUACUUGGAUUUUGGAUGGCACUCCUAUGUUGACAUCAUUUACAUUGGAAGACAUAACCUUCCUGUGUUAUAUUCCUACUUACCUACCUCCACGGCCUCCCCCAGAAAAAUGUUGCAGUUCUCCUAUACUCCAACAACGUAUUAUCGAACAACCAAAUGUUAUCGAACAACCAAAUGUUAUUGAACAACCACGUUUUGUUCCACCAAAAAUGCUAUAUCCUGAUGUGCAGAAAAGCAUGAGUAGUGUUACCAAUAUUCGCCAUUGGUCAUGGCAAAAUGUUGUGUUUGAAAAAUAUUUAGAGCUAUAUUUACCUGAAUCUGUUUCAUCAUUUGUAUGUAAUUUACAAAAUGAAUUUGUAAAAUGGAAACCAGAAAACAUCCAAAAAUUUAGUUACAAAGCACGGAAGCCGAGUGAAAACGACAUCGGAAAUCGCGUCCGAAAUAUUAUUUACGAAUUGCCUUGUGGAAUCAAAACCACGUGGAUUCCGGAAACUUAUGUAAACUUAACACAUUUAACGUUGUAUGAUGUUCAUUUUGUAGAAUCGAAUUUUCCACUUUGUAAACACCUGGAGUACUUAAAAUUAUCGGGAACGAAAAACACGCACGCUUAUCUAGAAGCUUUGUCACUGCACCCAGCCGAUGAGCUAAAGACGUUAACUUUAAUGCAUCUAACAGAACAUGUUGCCUAUAAAAAAUUUGUUCGCACUCUAAAUAACUUUGAUUCGUUGGAGUAUGUCAAAGUGGAAGAGUCUUUUAUCAAUAUUCAAUAUGUUGUCGAUGAGCUGUCGGCUAUGAAUUCUUGUUCUAUAAGACAUUUAGUUGUUUUUAAAGAUCAAGGGACAGAUAAAGUUUUCCAUUUCAAAAAUAACAAGAAGCCGAAGAAUUCCGCCAUUAUUGAAGAUCAAGCGAAAGAGAAAAAUACCACCAUCAGAAUAGACAAGUAUGUGAUGUAGUGGAGACUUCUCAUGGAACGAAAACGCGAUGUAUGUAACCUGCAACCAAAAUGGAAUUUUAAUUAUACAAAAAGAAAACAAAAACGUAAACCCAGGGUUUCAAUUAGAUACGAUAAAAAGUAAAUAAAUUUCAUUUGCAGUGGUCCUUAAGGUUUUGUAAACUUUUAUUUCAAAGAGAUUUUGAGCUUAAAUGCGUCAUGAUCCUGAAAAUAGACAGUUAUAACGAGAUAUACACAUGAUCAAUAAGUGCGUAUGUAGAACUUUUAUCUGUAAUUUUUAACUAGUUAUAUGUAAUUUUUUUAUUUUAGAAAAAAAAGAGCUAUCUCAAUUUUUGUUGCUGA
This is a messenger RNA of Hydractinia symbiolongicarpus, 2825 nucleotides long. RefSeq lists its product as uncharacterized. The transcript has 2 exons. The coding region runs from base 970 to 2484 and encodes 504 amino acids. Lineage: Eukaryota; Metazoa; Cnidaria; Hydrozoa; Anthoathecata; Hydractiniidae. The record is from RefSeq and is a predicted model, not a curated record.